Messenger RNA from Temnothorax curvispinosus, 1153 nucleotides. RefSeq names its product odorant receptor 43a-like. Bases 193 to 993 code for a protein of 266 amino acids. Gene Ontology annotation, biological process: detection of chemical stimulus involved in sensory perception of smell; sensory perception of smell. The transcript is spliced from 8 exons. Gene Ontology annotation, molecular function: odorant binding; olfactory receptor activity. The record is from RefSeq and is a predicted model, not a curated record. NCBI's taxonomy places the organism in Eukaryota, Metazoa, Arthropoda, Insecta, Hymenoptera, Formicidae. Gene Ontology annotation, cellular component: plasma membrane.
UUUUCUUCUGUACUUAUUUUUAGCAGUUUUAUUAUAAAAUACAAUUCCUUUUACAUUAAUAGUGAAACGAUAAAGUAUUUAAUAGAACAAAUUCAGCACAUCUAUAAUGAUCUGAGAGACAAUAAGGAAUUUGAUAUCGUAGAAAGAUAUGGAAACAACGCUAAAUAUUAUACGGCUACCCUUACGGCUACAAUGUUUAUCUUUUCUAGCACAAUUAUUCUCAUGGGUGCCCAAAUAGGACAAAAUUUUAUUAACAUUAUAUUAUCUGCGAACGUGUCUCGACCACAUCACCUGCAGAUUUCAACUGAAUAUUUUUUAGAUCAGAAAGUGUAUUUUUACUUACCGUUCUUUCAUAUAAAUAUAGCUAUGGCCAUAGGGUGUAUCGCAAUAGUAGCAACAGGAACAAUGCUCAUUGCAUAUCUUCAGCAUGCCUGUGGAAUGUUUGAAAUUGCUAGUUAUCGUAUUGAGAGAGCAAUACAAUUUUAUGUAACAAAAAAUAUUAAUCUGCAGAGCGAAAUUCGAGCUUAUAAAGGCAUUAUUCAUGCUGUAGAUAUUCAUCGGAAAGCUACAACAUUUUCCAACCAUCUAAUAUCCGAAUUUGAAAUAUCAUUCAUGUUUUUAAUACUAGUCGGAGUGCUCAGUUUGAGCCUAAAUAUUUUUCGGGUUUUUCAGAUUGUAUUAAUCGAAUAUAAUACUGAGGAACUUCUUGUUAAUCUUAUAUUUGCAUUUAUGUGUUUUAUAUACAUGUUUUUAUCUAAUUUUGUCGGACAACAAAUUAUAGAUCAUAAUAAUCACGUAUUUCUUACAGCAUACAAAGUUCGAUGGUACAGCACUCCUUUACCUGUACAAAAGCUGAUAUUGUUUCUGUUACAAAGAGGCAAUAAAAGUUUUGGUCUGCAUGUUGGUGGAUUGUUCAUAGCAUCUUUAGAAUGUUUUAGCACGUUAUUCAAUGCAUCCGUAUCUUACUUUACUCUCAUGUAUUCCAUGCGGUAAUAAAAACAUAAUAAAUCAAUUAGUACUAUAUCAAUGGAAAGUUAAUGAAAGAUUGCGUGCAACAUACCUCAUGUGUUAAAAGUAAAUACAGCAUGCUAAAUAAGAGAUGCAAAAUAAGAGGUCGAAAAAAGAUUUUAUAAUAAUUCUUAAUAUAAGAAAA